Molecule: messenger RNA, 2661 nt
Organism: Sabethes cyaneus
Lineage: Eukaryota; Metazoa; Arthropoda; Insecta; Diptera; Culicidae
Exons: 3
Coding region: 1-2661 (886 amino acids)
Source: RefSeq, a predicted model, not a curated record
AUGGACGAGGACUUCAAAAAAAUGUUCAUUAGUUUGAUGGAGGGGCAGCAGAAACUCCUCACUCAAUUGUCGAUGUCGCAGACAGCUACUACAGCCGCAGCAAGAACGGUACCGACGGAUGCUCGGAUGGAAUCGUUAGCCAACUCAAUUACAGAGUUCCACUAUGAUCCAGAGGCUAACCUCACUUUCGAUCAUUGGUUUAGUCGUCACGAGGAUGCUUUUCGGGUAGAUGCAGCUAGCUUAGAUGAUCCGGCGAAGGUUCGGCUACUCCUACGUAAGCUCAGUGACAAAACUCACGCAGAAUAUACAAAUCACAUUCUGCCGAAACAACCUAGGCAAUGUAAUUUCGAUGAGACGGUUGAAAAACUGAAGGAGUUGUUUGGCGCGCAUGUAUCAACUUUUUGCAAGCGAUACCGUUGUUUAACACUCAGCAAAAAUGCUUCAGACGAUUUUCAAUCCUAUGCCGGACGAGUUAACCGUCUCUGUGAAGAUUUCAAUGUGGCAUCUUGUUCCAUUGAUGAUUUCAAGUGCCUUAUCUUUGUAUGUGGAUUACACGCAAAACAAGAUGCCGAGAUACGAACAUCGCUACUAUCGAAAUUGGAGGGGAAUAAAAAGCUAACAAUGAACGAUCUCACUGCCGAAUGUCAUCGAAUUUUGAACCUGAAAAAAGAUGCAUCAAUACUCGAGAAUCCUGCGAUGUUAGCUGAAAGUGAUAUUGUCUCAGUGAAUGCUGUCAGUGAUAAUCAAGACAACUCAUCUCACAAAUCUAAGUUCAACUCAGCUCACAAACCUCACUCUUCUGAUCAGCAUACACAAUAUAAAAACAACGCUGAUUGUAGUGAAGGAAAUGGUACGAAUAAGCCUAGAACGCCUUGUUGGAAGUGCGGACAAAUGCAUUUUGUUCGUGUCUGCCCGUAUCAAGAUCAUCGCUGCCAAGAAUGCCAACGCAUCGGUCACAAAGAGGGUUACUGUCAGUGCGCGUCAUCAAAUGCUGGCAGAAAACGAAAGUGGAAACAACCGCCUGCUCACACCAAGGGCAUUUAUACCGUCAAACAAGUGGCAGUUCAUCACCUGAGGAAAUUUGUGCCUGUUAGCAUCAACAACGUUACGUUAGAACUUCAACUAGACUGCGCUUCGGAUAUCACCGUCAUUUCGGAAGAAAAUUGGAUUCGUAUAGGCCGCCCUCAAACGAGAUCACCAUCGCAGAAAGCCUGCACUGCUUCGGGACAACCGCUAGAAUUACUGGCUGAAACUGAUUGUAGUGUUUCAUUGAGAGGAAUCACCCGCUCAGGCCUCGAUUUUAUUGAGCGCUUCAAUUUGUGGGACAUUCCUCUAAGCACAAUCUGCUGCAGUGUGACAUCAACUACGGACGAUAUACAGUGGUUACGAUCAUCAUAUCCAAAAGUGUUUACCGAUACACUGGGCUGCUGCAACAAAACGGAAGCCAAGCUGUAUCUUAUGCCAGAUGUUCAGCCAGUUUUCAGAGCGAAAAGGCCAGUGCCAUUUGCCGCGCUACAGCCAAUUGAAGCUGAACUGAAACGGUUGGAGACAUUGGGGAUUAUUUCACCGGUCGAAUUUUCUGAUUGGGCUGCGCCUAUAGUUGCUGUAAAAAAAAAAUCAAACAACAACGAGCCGUGCAAAGUGCGAGUAUGUGCCGAUUAUUCCACUGGGUUAAAUAAGGUCAUUCAACCCAAUCAUCAUCCUUUGCCUUUACCAGAGGAGAUUUUUGCUAAACUCUCAGGGAGCAAAAUUUUUUCUCACAUUGAUUUGUCGGAUGCAUACUUACAAGUGCCAAUCGAACGAGAGUCUAGACGUUUUCUCACCAUUAACACACAUCGUGGACUGUUUGAAUUCAAUCGUCUGCCACCAGGUGUAAAAUCGGCUCCCGGUACCUUUCAAACAAUUAUCGACGCAAUGGUAGCAGGAUUAGAGGGCACCGAAACAUAUCUUGAUGACGUACUAGUGCAUGGCAGGACACCAGAGGAACACAGAUCUCGUCUCAUCAAACUCCUGGAACGUAUUCAAGAGUGGGGGUUCACAUUACGCAUUCAGAAGUGUUCAUUCUUCAUGUCAGAGAUACACUAUCUUGGUGUUAUUAUCAAUGAGCGUGGUAUUAAACCAGAUCCUGCCAAAACGGAAGCAAUCUGCAAUAUGCCACCUCCACAUGAUGUAACCAGUCUCCGCUCAUUUCUUGGAGCCAUAAACUUCUAUGGGAAAUUUAUACAGAACAUGCACGAUCUUCGUCCCCCACUUGAUGCCCUUCGGCGAAAAGACACAAAGUGGGAUUGGAAUGAAAAUUGUCAAAAUUCGUUUCAACAGUUUAAGAAUCUGCUACGUUCUGAUAUGCUACUAGCUCAUUACGAUCCUGCAGUCGAAAUGAUAGUUGCAGCUGAUGCAUCUAACUAUGGUGUAGGAGCUUGUCUAAUGCACAGAUAUCAAGAUGGUUCCAUCAAGGUCAUAUGUCACGCAUCUCGUUCUCUCACCAAGGCUGAACAAGGAUAUGGACAGCGAGAGUCAAUGGAUCCAUAUUACACAACAGAUUGCUGCGUCGUGAAACGGCCCGACCCGCAUGUGGGCGGCGAAAUCGACGUUCGGCAGGUGGAGGAUAAAACGUGGUUCAUCAUUUGGCAAUUUUCCAACCGAGUGUCUAACUACCCGUGA